AUGGUUUCAAUGCCUGGUGGAUGGCCGCACACGGCAGGCCUGCGCGGGAGCUGCUCUGCACCUCCCCUCCUUCCUCGCCAGCGCAGGAGGCGCAGCGCCAGAGGAGGCAACGACCGACGGCAGAGGCGCACGACAGGCGGGCGCCCUGGAGGGGGACAAGCGCGCGCGGCGCGUGCCCGGGCCGUCGGGAGGAGCCGAGGCCGCGCGGAGAACCAGCCGCGCGCCACGCCCCGCUGUGGCGGCCAGCCGCUUGCCAGGCCCUGCCGCUCCAAGAUCGCCCAGCACCGCUGGCCCACUGCCUCGGCCUUCGCGCCGAGCGCCUGCGACGAAUACUGGGCGCUCACCGUGUCCCCACUGCCAGCGGCGCAGGAGGCUGCGUGGCUUCACGCUGCCCCUGCCCUCGCCGCCAGUCAGUCGCUCCGAGCACGCGUGGUGUCUGGCGCUGGCUGGCGCCGCCUGGAUGCGGGGCCCGGCGGUCUCUCGAGCACAGUCUUCGCCGGCCUGGGCUCGCAGGCUGCCCGCGCCAGGUCGCGCCGAUGA
Molecule: messenger RNA, 540 nt
Organism: Prorocentrum cordatum
Lineage: Eukaryota; Dinophyceae; Prorocentrales; Prorocentraceae
Source: the annotation of a GenBank genome assembly